AUGACCUUCGUCACGAAAUCGAGUUCCAGCUUCAUCGCAGCCUUAUAUCUAUUCUUGUUGGGCAGUUCACCUCGUGGGGUCAUGUCCGCUAUAUCUGCUGCUGAGGGAGAUGGUCAAUUACCGCCGGAACCUCCCACGGUAACCAUUGAUAUGUCUGAACCCCCCGAGGAGCAUUUCAAACCAGCAGUGAGAGCUGUCCUCAAGGAGUAUGCUUACGAGGAUACAUUUGAGCCCCUAUUCCGCGAAUUCAAUGCUACCGUAUUUGGCAAGGAGAAGCUUCAAGACGAAGACUAUGAUACUCUGGCUGAUGCUGCUGAUAAGUUCUUUCCUACGCAGGCUCGUGAGCUCAGGGGCAUAUCGGAAGAGUUCGGUACUCAAGGCCAUUACGUGAGCUAUCCUUAUCUCUCGGCUUGGUUGUAUGCAAUUGAGAUGGAGCACAUCGAAUACCCUGAUCCAUCAAGCACUACUGCCGAAGACAAUAACGAGUGCACUGCCCUCUUGGUCGCUGAUUGUGAAGGCAAUGUUGUUCAGGGACGUAACAUGGAUCGUCCCCCAGCGUAUACCCCCUACGCCAGGCCAGUCACUCUUAACUUCGAUGUCGUCAACAACUCGAACGGCGUACCUGAUUUCAAGGCUUCUGGUUUCUAUUGGUUAGCAGCUUCGUUUGUCACCGUUGAUAUCCCUGGUCACCUCUCUAUGCAAGCUAACUACAGAUAUUAUCCCACUUACAGAGAGACUCCGACCAAGCAGGAUAUAUUCGAGUAUAUCAAAGAAGGGAGAGCGUCUGCGCUUCAGACGUUCAAUGAGAUGAUCUUUGAACAGGGUAUUAUCGACUUUGAGCCUGCCGUGGAGUACCUCAGCAAAU
Perkinsus marinus ATCC 50983 is the source of this 865-nucleotide messenger RNA. RefSeq lists its product as hypothetical. Lineage: Eukaryota; Perkinsozoa; Perkinsida; Perkinsidae. The annotation marks the transcript as partial. Gene Ontology annotation, molecular function: hydrolase activity, acting on carbon-nitrogen (but not peptide) bonds. The record is from RefSeq and is a predicted model, not a curated record. The transcript has a single exon.